Molecule: messenger RNA, 660 nt
Organism: Nematocida minor
Lineage: Eukaryota; Fungi; Microsporidia
Product: mRNA guanylyltransferase
Exons: 1
Coding region: 1-660 (219 amino acids)
Biological process (GO): 7-methylguanosine mRNA capping
Molecular function (GO): mRNA guanylyltransferase activity; ATP binding
Source: RefSeq, a predicted model, not a curated record
AUGCACAAGAGCUACGGGCUAGGAGAGGUGUACAGACAAAUAAUUCCCACACUAGAGCACGAGAACGACGGGCUCAUAUUUACAUGCGUAAACUAUGCGUACAGGCCAGGGACAUGCCCCGCAUACUUUAAAUGGAAACCGCCGCACCUGAACUCAGCGGACUUUAGAAUAAAGAAAUCGCCGCUAGCCGACGGUCUCUACAGCCUUCUGGUGCUGGAGAGUGGAAGAGAGGUUUUUUUCGACUGGUACUGGAUAGAUCCUCUGCUCAAAGACAUAGAAGAGAAUGCAAAUGCAAGAAAGGGAGCAGAGCAGGUAGACCACUACGGAAAAAUAGAGAACUUUGACGACCUAGACAACAAGAUAGGAGAGUUCUCGUACAAAAGGAAAGAGUACACCAUCAAUGUAAAUGACUACGCGCUGGAAAAGGGAAGAUGGUGUCUUCUGCGCAUCAGAGAAGACAAAAAGACGCCAAAUGGAUAUAAAACAGCAGUGAGUGUGCUAGAGUCAAUUCGAGAAAACUUAACAUACAAGGAGCUGGAGGGAAAAAUAGAAAUAAUCCGAAAUAAAUGGAAAAAGAGAGAAAAAGAGCAGGAAACCAUAAAAGAACACAAUGAAGAAAGAUCAGACCCAAAUAAAAGAGCAAAGGUGUCCAGCGAGUAA